Molecule: messenger RNA, 1229 nt
Organism: Umbelopsis ramanniana AG
Lineage: Eukaryota; Fungi; Mucoromycota; Umbelopsidomycetes; Umbelopsidales; Umbelopsidaceae
Exons: 3
Coding region: 224-1045 (273 amino acids)
Biological process (GO): negative regulation of transcription by RNA polymerase II
Cellular component (GO): Sin3-type complex
Molecular function (GO): histone deacetylase binding
Source: RefSeq, a predicted model, not a curated record
UUCCACUUCAAAUAAAAUAUAUAUUAGCGUUUUUUUUUCAAGUAGAAAUCAAAAAAUCUCUUGGUAAGGCCUAUGUAAUGGGGUUGAACAGCUUUGGUGAUGUGAGGUGACGUCGAUCUCCGCUUGAACUGCGAGAUGCGGAAGGGGGGAACACCGUCACGCACUCAAGUUCUUGGAAAGCAGGUUCCGGGAGGGGAGCUUCAGCAGUUUUCUAGAUUUUCCAAUGCAACUUCAGUGCGUUACUAUGACGGCACCCAUUGAAGAAGAGCUGACAGCCACUGAAGAGAAAAGCCUGAAAGUCAAUACUCGACAUUCCCCUGCUAGACCUUCCAGUCUUCCUGACGACGCUACGCUGACUCCGCAAUCACUUUCACCACACAACAGCACCAUUGGUCCAUCGCAUGCUUCAUUCAGUGACCAUGGCGACCUGCAGAACUCUCAGUCCGGCCAUGUAGUCGCAUUACGGUCACCACGGAUGGAGCCCACUGGUAGCCAGGGGUGGGAAAACCGAAGCCCUACCUCGGCGAAGCAUGAGGAGGGGCCAACUACCAAACAUGAAUUGGACGCUAGCGAUCAAGACCGGACCGAGCCCAGUAAAAAGCGACGACUUGAUGGAACAGACGAUAUAGAACACACCGAGGCUUAUGAGGAACUGCGUAGGGGUGCCUUCCAAGCCCUACAAUCAAUAGAACAGGACUUUGCUAAACUUCGAGAGAGGUUGUAUCAUGAACGGCUAGCCGAGAUAGAAAAAGAAGUAGUAGCUAUCUCGACGGGAAAGCAUCCAACUUAUGCUCAAGCUAUGUCAGAAAUCGAUAGCAGGCGAAAGAAGCAGAUGGAGCAAGUCUCUGAAUGGAGACGGCAUAAGAAUACCGAUAUUCAUCGGCAAGUGCAAAGUUCUCUUCGGUCAGCCCACGUAACUUUUCUGGCCAAACGGGCGGAACUACGUAGAUCCGUGAUGGACAGUAUUAUGAAUCAGAAGCAGAAACUGACGGAUGAGAUGAUGCUGUUUAACAGUACAGGUAAAUUGGAAGAGUCUAGCAAAUAACCCACUCUAUGUAUCCUACUGACGUCCUUCACCAGCACCCACUUUGCCCAGUGAACGCAUCUUGAAGCAUAAUAGAGAAAGGACUUUGCAAGAGAACAAGGACACACUGGGAAUCUCGACCACGGUUGGGUUUCCAAUCAGCAUGAAGCCGUCUGGCUAUGAGGAAGCGGAGACUGAAUCGGAC